Sebastes umbrosus (honeycomb rockfish) is the source of this 3342-nucleotide messenger RNA. It is a transcript of the gene hlcs, whose product is annotated as holocarboxylase synthetase (biotin-(proprionyl-CoA-carboxylase (ATP-hydrolysing)) ligase). Gene Ontology annotation, molecular function: biotin--[biotin carboxyl-carrier protein] ligase activity. The record is from RefSeq and is a predicted model, not a curated record. The coding region runs from base 141 to 2987 and encodes 948 amino acids. Gene Ontology annotation, cellular component: cytoplasm. The transcript is spliced from 11 exons. Gene Ontology annotation, biological process: protein modification process. NCBI's taxonomy places the organism in Eukaryota, Metazoa, Chordata, Actinopteri, Perciformes, Sebastidae.
GACGUGUCAUGUGACGCACCCGGAUGUUCAGUGUGUGUGAUGGAGGUCCAGCUGAAUCCUGCCAGGACAGUUAAAGGGUUCUUAUGGGUUCAUAACGGGCUCAUAACGGGUUCAUAACGGGCUCAUAACGGGUUCAUAGCAUGUUAAUAACGCUGUGUUACGUCUAUCUGUGGGUGCGCUUUCACCAGUGCUACUCGGUUCUGAUCCGGAACAGACUGAACCGACUGAACACGACCAGCUUCAGCUUCAGCUUCAGGGUCUGCUCCGGCUCCGGCUCCAGCUCGGAACCAGAACCAGCACCAGCACCAGGACAAGAACCAGAACCAAGACCAAGACCAGGACCAAGACCAGGAGCAGUACCGGAACCAGCACCGCCGACCGGACCUCCACCCGGAGACACCGUGUUCCUCCAGCUGGGAGACAAAACGGUUUACCUCACAGAACCUCAGGCGUGUGAUGACCUCAGCAAGUGGACCGUGCUGUUGGGGUCCUCUCUGGUUUGUGGUCCACGAAUAGAGAAUAUUUCAUUCAUCAUAGAAGCUGCAGGACACAGAGCGGGCUACCAGGCUCCUCACACGUCGAAUAAGAAAGUGCUGAAGUGGUCCGACUACUGUCUCCCUCUGGCCUGCAGGCCCGGCCGGCCGUUCAGGGCCGUGGCUCAGGCCAGCGUCGAUAACUUCAGUCGGCUGGGGGUGGCUUUUAUCGAAGAUCGCCUUCAGCUGGACGACGGACUCGUGCCUUCAAAGAUAAUCCCUGUCCUCCUCCAAGAAUCCACUCUCAGUGAGCUGUUGGAGAAGAAGAAGUGUCCCCAGAGCCCAAAGACGGAGACAUCCCGACGGCUCUGUGGCUCCCAGACCGGAGAGGGUGUCGCUGAGCCUUUGCGCCGUCACCUGCCGGUCGACUCCCAGCACCUCCAGUGCCGUAAAGGCAGCCUCCUCCUCACCCCGGAGCUGAAGAGGAGGUUAGAGGAGCGACGGGGCUCGGAGCCGCUCCGCGGCACCAAGGAUCUGGGACCUGUUUGUGAUCCGGAGGACCGUUCUUUAGGGAACCACCAGCACAUGGAGGGCCACAGACACCACCUCCAUCUGUCCAGCUGCCACGAGUGUUUGGAGCUGGAGAACAGCACCAUCCUCUCUGUGAAAUACGCCUCAGCUGAGAACAUUCCAGACCUUCCCGAUGAUAACUCAGUAGGGCCGGACAGCGGAGAUGAGACUCUGGAUGAUGUCGAGCUUGAUGCCAAAGGCUUUUCUGGGCAAAGCGGUGGAUUUGACUGUAACAGCAAACCGCCAAAUGUUCUGCUGUACACGGGUGGUUGCCAGGAGCGUUUUCAGGCCGUUCGUCAGCUGUUAUCAGAGUGUAUAGACAUGGAGAACAACAUCAUAUAUCCCCUUCAGCCACAGCAGGCUCUGAGCGAGCCGUGGCUGGACAACACCAGGCUCCUGGUGCUGGCAGAGGAGGAAACCCUGACCCCACAGCUUCAGACCCGUUUCCUCACCUACCUGAGCCAGGGGGGCAGGGUGCUGGGGCUGGCCUCCAGCCUGUGCCCUGCAGGCCUCUGUCUGGAAGUCAGGGAGCGGCGACGCGGGCAGGUCAGCAGGCUGAGCUUCACCAGGGAGGACAGCACCGAGCUGGAGCUGAGCGUGCUGGCGAGUGGGAAGGUCUACAUCCGGGACGCUCAGGGAGGAGGGGAAGUGGAGCUCUGGGGGGAGCUGAAAGGGGACGAGCCUCAUCAGAGGGACAUGGUUGUUGUCAGGGUAACCCACGGAGGGGACGGCGGCGAAGCUGUCCUCUGUCAGGCCCAUCUGGAAGUUGCUCCUGACUCCCAGACUUUGACGUCGGAAGGUUUUGAUGAACUGAAGGUCAGCAACGCGCGGCGUUAUGAAGUCCUGACAGAGAUCCUCUCCUCUCUGGGCCUCAGCUGUGAGCUCAGCCAGACUCCAAGCCCAAGUCCGGUCCACCUGCUGGCCACCUCUCAGGAGGCCAAGGCCAGCUUUGUGAAGUGGCUGCAGACGCGUGUAAAUCAGAACAGCCUCCUCACGUUGUCCAAGGCCUCUCUCAUGAUGGUUACCUGUUCUGAGCUCCAGGACGGUCCCUCGCUACCCGACGGCUCUCUGGCCCUGGUCACCAACUCCUCAGAGUCCCAGAACUGGGCGCAGUUCAGCAUGGAGACCUACAGCGAGAACCUGAAGACCAGCCUCCUGGGCCACACCCUGCUGUACGCCGAGGUCGUCACGUCUACCAUGGACCUGCUACAAGGGCUGACUCUGCACUUACCAAAGGAUGUGGGUUUAAUAGCGGUAGCUGCUCGACAGAGCCGGGGCAGAGGUCGAGGUGGGAACGCCUGGCUCAGCCCUCCGGGUUGUGCCAUGUUCACAGUGACGGUCCAGGUGGAGCUGAGCUCCAGACUCGGACAGAGGAUUCCCUUCCUGCAGCAUCUGGCUGCUCUGGCGGUGGUGGAGGCUGUUCGCACACUUCCUGGAUACCAGGACAUAGACCUGCGGGUGAAGUGGCCCAAUGACAUCUACUACAGUAACCUGAUGAAGCUCGGGGGGGUCCUGGUGACUUCCACUGUAAUGGGAUCAACGUUUCAUCUGCUCAUAGGCUGUGGGUUCAAUGUGACAAACAGCAACCCCACGGUGUGCAUCAACGACCUGAUCCAGCAGCACAACCUGCAGCAUGACGGCAGCCUGCAGCCGCUCAGCUGCUCUCAGCUCAUCGGCCGCACCGUCAGCUGCCUGGAGGUCCUCAUCGACAGCUUCCAACGGGGGGGCCCGGACGCCGUCCUGCCCACCUACUACAAGAGAUGGCUUCACAGCGGGACUCGGGUGCGUCUCUGGAGCGAGGACGGGCUGGAGGCCGAGGUGGUGGGUCUGGACCACAACGGCUUCCUCCAGGUGUACAACAAGGAGCAGGGCGUGGUCUCAGUGGAGCCGGACGGGAACUCCUUCGACAUGCUGAAGAACCUGGUGGUCAUCAAGCAGCGUUAGGACCAAAGCCAUCAGCUCCUCCAGCAGACUUUCUAUACCUAUAGAAGUCCAUCUGGGUUUACUCAUUCAUUAAUACGUUCAGGUUGACAGUGGGAGUGUUGGUGAGCUUCUCCUCAUGUUAACCUGACAUGCAUCUGAACUAGUUGGACAGUGAUGGUAACUGGCUUUAAGGCAGCUCUCUGCACCAGUUAGAUGUUGAGCUGCUGAUCUGGGACCACCAGUUCAAACCAUCAUCUAACAACCUGUACCCGUCAUCUGAACGGCUAACCUGUUUCCACUGUUACUGUACAUCAGGACAGGGAUCAUUGCUGCUCUUGCUGUUGCUAAGUUCACCAAAAUAAAGAUUUCCAUGGGA